Molecule: messenger RNA, 575 nt
Organism: Cladocopium goreaui
Lineage: Eukaryota; Dinophyceae; Suessiales; Symbiodiniaceae
Source: the annotation of a GenBank genome assembly
AGCUCUCUCGGCUGAUGGACAUCUGGAGUGUUGGGAUGUGUGCCAUGGAGGCUUCACGACUCAAGCCGGAAACUAGUAUAUACCUCCAACUGGUUGCCUGCUAAAAUAUCUAUCCGAAAAUCACACUCUCAGUGUGAUUCAUGCGGUGUAUUUGACUUUCCACUGAACAAUGGUGGCAAGAACAAAACCUUUUACCAUCGAGGCUUUAAACGGCCUAGUCUUCUUGCUGUUUCUGCUGUGCCUUCCAUUUUGCUUCCAGGUCAUGCCACCAAAUGGUGUACACGAGGUCGCACUGUUGGAGCGUCCAGAGUUGACCUGCGGCGAAUUCACAGGGCUUGAAUUUGAAACGAAGGCAAGUACAGAUGCUCAACGUUGCACAGAAACAGACAGGAUCUCGCUUGUGUCUUUCCUGGUUGCCCUAAUUGGUGGCGGAGUCUUCAGCUUGGAUGCCUUUGAGGCGUUUCCGAUGCUGUGAGCGCUGCCAAGGUAUUGGACUGGAAACCAUUCCAAUGCCAAAAUGGUGAACCUGAAGUAAUGUAUUAAAUUGUGGACCGGCGCAUUGCCUGAUUGCAGAC